AUGCCUGGCACACGCUUGGCAAAGGCUGCCCAGUGUGUGCGGUACCUCGCACCGACGCUCUUCUGCGGGCGACGGUCGACACAGCUGUGUCUCUCCUGGCGACACGACGGCAGACGAUGGAGCACUGUCUCUGCGCAGGCUGCUCCUCACGUCAAGACGCAGCCGAAUGUCACCGAAAGCGGAGACGCGCGCCACGAUCCUGUCGACGAGCGGGUCGGGCGUCUGGCAGACGAAAUCUUAUCUCUGAACCUACUGCAAGCCAAGCAGUUAAGCGAUGUGCUUCGAUCGCGUUUGGGGAUCGAGGGCACUCCAGCCCUCGGAGGCGGUGCCCUGACACCAGCAGCACUGGCCGCGAUGCAGCAGGCUAUGUUCACUGCAGGCAACGCCGCUGCUGGUGCACAGGCAGCUGCUACUGGUUCUGCAGAGAAGACGGAAGAAAAGUCCGAGUUCGACGUCGUCUUGGAAAAAUAUGAUGCGGCGAAAAAGAUUCAGGUUAUUAAAGAAGUUCGCUCUGCUUUAGGACUCGGCCUGAAAGAGGCCAAAGAACUCGUUGAGGCUGCACCCAAGGUCAUCAAAAGUGCCGUGCCCAAAAACGAGGCCGAGGCUCUCGUUGACCGUUUGAAACAGUUCGGCGCUACCCUCGCUCUAAAAUAA
Messenger RNA from Cyanidioschyzon merolae strain 10D, 654 nucleotides. Its product is annotated as mitochondrial ribosomal protein L12 precursor. The record is from RefSeq and is a predicted model, not a curated record. NCBI's taxonomy places the organism in Eukaryota, Rhodophyta, Bangiophyceae, Cyanidiales, Cyanidiaceae. The transcript has a single exon. Gene Ontology annotation, molecular function: structural constituent of ribosome. The coding region runs from base 1 to 654 and encodes 217 amino acids. Gene Ontology annotation, cellular component: ribosome. Gene Ontology annotation, biological process: translation.